This is a messenger RNA of Gavia stellata (red-throated loon), 3197 nucleotides long. RefSeq names its product family with sequence similarity 149 member B1 (gene FAM149B1). The transcript has 15 exons. The coding region runs from base 1 to 1824 and encodes 607 amino acids. The record is from RefSeq and is a predicted model, not a curated record. Gene Ontology annotation, biological process: cilium assembly; protein localization to cilium. Lineage: Eukaryota; Metazoa; Chordata; Aves; Gaviiformes; Gaviidae.
AUGAUCUCGCGAUACGCGCGGAAGCCGGUGCCCCCCGGCGCUUCGGAGAUACAAGGACUUCCAAAACAUGCCUUGCGGCAUCAUCCACUGCCAGAACCACGAGCUGAGGUGUGCCCAGCCGUGCCCACGGCUGAAAACUACAGCAAGAUCUCCAGGGAGUCUGAAACCUGGAAGGAAUCGGAUUACCCUUCUGGUACUCCAGCUGAUGAUGGGAAAUCAUGGUCUGCUAGUCAGAGUUACGCUGACACCUCCACGGAAGACAGCUCAGCCUUCUCUUGGGGCUACGAUGAAUUUGAUAAAGCUGCCACACAACAAGUUCAGCAAAUGUUCAGACAAAUUGAUGAGCUUCUCUAUGAGCAGAAAGAAAAUGUGCAUGUUGAGGGACUGCGGGAAGAAUGCCACCAGUGGACAUCCAACUUUCCUCAUCUUAGGGUUGUGGGGAAGCAGAUAGUGAUCCCCACAGAUGAAGGGUAUGGAUGGUAUUCAAGUUCACCUUCUGGCAGUUUAGCUUCCUCGGAUGUAAGUUCACCACGAGAAAAAGAUUCUAAUGAAUUUAGUGUUUUUGGCAAGAAGGUACCUCUUUCUGUUACUCCCGUUCACAAAAAGGCUGACCGUUCCAAGUCUCCGACCUUGUGUUCUCCAGAGAGCGAAGAAGGUGAAGAUGGAGUAAUUGUCUCUGAAGGCGUAAUGGAGGAAUAUUUAGCAUUUGACUGCAGAGAUGUGGAGGAGGAGUUGCAUGAGAGGCAAAUCGGACUCUCCUCUGGUAGACGGAAAUUGGGGUUUCCUCCUAUCUCUCCGUGUUCCUGCAUGAAGGAUUCUGUGCUCACAUUUCUGUUUGAUGAUGUGUGGAGUGAAGUCCUAGGCUGCAUGGAAGAAUUAAUCUGCAGACAUUGGGAAGGGUCAGCCUCUGAUGAUGAGAAAAAUAUCAUAACAGUAGAAACAAUCGGAGCAGAUGCCAGAAGCCUUUUGCAGUUUGAUCCUCUGCCAGCGUUGUUACCUCGUGUGCCGCAAACGAAAAUGCCCUCAGUGACAUCUGAGUGCCCAAAAACCAGAUGUGGCCGCAAAAGCAAAAAGAGGAGAAAAACACCUCAAAUAAAUCUCUCUCAAGGGUCAAGUAGUGGCUCUCAACGUAAUCUAAAUGGCUUGAUGGUGAUACAUGGGAUCCAGUUACAGAAAAGGAAUCUGCCUGUAAUGGAGAAAACACUGGACCUGGAUGACAAACGGCCAGGCUCCAGUUCCAUCCUCUCUACCAGAGUGUGGCCAAAUCGUCCUCUAGAGCUCAGCACAUCAUCCCUGUCACACUCCACGAGAAGGCGAAACCCACCACCACGUACCCUGCAUCCCAUCAACGCAAGCCACUCUCGUACUGGGACCCCAGGGUCUGCUGUGGACAAUGUCUUCAGGGGAACUCGACUUCCGACUGCACAUGAGCAGCUGACUUCACCCUCCCCACUGCGGCUAAGCCGAAAUAAUCUCCUACCGCCUAUUACUACCACCGAUGUGGCAGAGCAUGCGAGCACUGCAGGGGCCCAGAGGCAAACGAAAUCUCGAGGGAACUCAAGUCGAGCUCGCAGUGUAACAACACAUGAAGAUACCCACCAGCAGCUACAGGAGCGGCUUUUCUUACCUGAUCACGUCUCCAGGCCUAACACAACCAACGCAUUCUUGCCAGAUCCACAGCACCGCCGUUCUUGCACUGUUAUUGAUUAUAGUAAUCAAUCUUGGACAAGCAGAGGAUCGACAGGUUCAGGUCUUCAGCUGCAUGGUUCUGUGAAAGCCCACAGUCGAAGUGGAUCAGUCACAAAAAGCAAACAGGGGUUCUAAGGUGCCAUGAAGAAGUGUCCAUCCAUCUCCAGAGAGCCAUGAACCAACUCUCAUUCUCAGCAAUGUCAACAUUGUUUACAGAGAGUUUUCAAACACCCUUCCUUAGGAAUAAUUAUUUUUAUAUAAAUCUAAGAAGCAGCUGCCAAAGAUUAGAAGGGGUAUACUUAAACAUUCCAUUUUCUACCAGUAGAAAAAGUGAUACUCCAGUGGAAGGGUGAAUAUACUCCAGUGGGCAGGAAAGCCUAACUGCUAGAAAAUCAAGCCAAUGCUCUCAGUCAUUGCUGUUUUCCCAUUAGUGGCUUGUUACUGGUUCAUGUUGUUAGAGGCAGGUACUGCAGAACCUGCUGAUUUUUGUUAGCUCUACAGAAGAUUAAUCAGGUUUUCCAUAGCAGUAAUAAUUUACAUUUAUAAAGCUAUAUUUAUAUGUCUAAAGCAAUAUUACACUAUCAAAAGCAAGCACUGCACAUGAUACUGCUUCUACAACUCAAGUUAUGAAUCCUGUAGUAAUUGCAGCAGAUAUUAACAUAGUUGUGUAAAAAUAAGGUAGCAAACCCGAUAAACGGAACUGACAGCUUUAAGGGUAGCACACCACUGAGUCUUCCUGUGUUUUAUACCUCUUCCUCAGUGACUGAAGAAGGUUUUAGAGGCAAAAAGGAGUCUCUUACUGUGAGUAGUUCCAGACAGUAUUCAAAGAAAGUACACUGUCUUCCUGGUGAGAUGUUAUAUGGUAAUUUCACAGAACAGGUCAGUCUCCCUUUCUAAAAAUAUCUGCAAUUAUACAAGAUUUCUGCACUCCACCACAAAGUUCCACAACCCACAGAUGGAAUGUACCUUUUGGUAGAUGUGUUCUGUACUGCGUGACAGACAUACCGGAGGUAUUAGCUGUAGUUGCCCUUGUGGCUCCGAAUAAAACAAAAACAUGAAGUACAAAAUAAGUGAUUAGUUGAAGGUCUUACUCCCAAGCAGUACAUGCCAGACUACAAGUAAGCAUAAAGACAAGGUGAAGGAUAACCACUUACUGUAUUUUAACCAAGUUAGGACACUGCACAAAAACAGUUGUUUCUUUAUAAUCCAAUCAAAGAGCACUUUUUUCUAAAUUUCCUUGUUAAUAUUUUCCAAAUUACAAUUUGUAACAGGCAAAACCUGUCAGUAUUCUUUAUGCAGUGGCCCCUACUUCCCCACUCUAAGUUAUGCGAUCUACCAAAUAUUAGGGGGACCUACAGAACAGCUAAUAGUUUUUAAUCAAUAUUGACAUUCUUGAGUCUAGUUGAUCCAAGCAUGCUCUGAUCCAAAAGAAAGGCAAAGAAAGCAAAGCAGAACCAUGCAAAUGUAACUGGGCUAAUGUUCCUUUGCAUUUCUAGAGGGGGGGGGGG